AACGUUUCUGACGACGACGACGAUAACUGCAAAAACCAUAGACACGCCAAUGACACAGGCGUACUUUUCAGCUACUGGGCGAACGGUGUCGUCCCCGUUGCCGAUGAUGGAGACGCCCUCAACAGACUCUGCGUCGCAGGAGAAGCAUCUUAACGCGGAAGAUGUACAGGAAGCGUAUAUUACCCAGAAGGACAGUCUAGUUGAAGCUCUCGACUCUACAAAGUCGAUACUGGGAGACCUUCGCGCUUUCAACAAGGAAUCGUGGGUCGUACGGUACCCACAGUUCCACGAGGAGAAACAGAAUGGAGAGGUGAAAAAGCGUCGGGGUGGGAUGCGGCGGUCGUUGUCAUUCGCUGACGAGCCCGCACUGGAGACAGAGGUCGUCUUGGGAAAGAGAGGGGAGUUGAAGCGGGCUGCUACCAUCGCAGAGGAAGUGCAGGAUGCGACUGAGGAACCUUCGGCCGACCCUACGACGGACUCCGAGUUCCAUGUCCUUCGUCUCGACCUCAAGCUGGGCCCGCACGGCUCAUCGAGCUCACCGGCGUCCCUGGUCUCGCAGCUCGAAAAGUCAUCGAUCGCCAACUUGCUUGACGAGCGUAUCUUAUCCUCCCUCGCUCACAUCGACAAGCUCCAGCUUCGUGUCCAGGACACAUCGUCGAAAGUCCUCGUGACGGGUGACCUGAACGCGGGCAAGUCGACGUUCGUGAACGCUCUGCUGCGCAGGGAGGUCAUGCCUGUUGACCAACAGCCGUGCACGACGGCCUUCUGCGAGGUGCAUGACGCGUCGGAGAACGGCGGAAAGGAGGAGGUGCAUGUUUUGAAAGAGGGUGCGCACUAUGAUCCGAAGGAUGAGAGCACGUUCACUCGUGUCAGCUUGGAUGGGCUUGAGGGGAUCGUGUCGGAGAACGAGAACUCGCAGCAGGUCCUCAAGAUGUAUCUCGCUGACUCGCGGCAACCCGACAACUCAUUACUGAACAACGGCGUUGUCGACAUUUCUCUCAUAGACGCGCCGGGCUUGAACCGAGACAGUUUGAAGACGACUGCGCUCUUCUCCCGCCAAGAGGAGAUUGACGUCGUCGUCUUCGUCGUAUCGGCAGAGAACCACUUCACGCUGUCGGCGAAGGAGUUCUUGUGGAAUGCGAGCAACGAAAAGGCGUACGUCUUCAUUGUCGUCAACAAGUUUGAGGGCAUCAAGAACAAGGACAAGUGCCGACGGCUCGUGCUUGAGCAGAUCAAGCAGCUUUCCCCGAGGACUUACGAAGACGCUGAGGACUUAGUGCAUUUUGUGGACUCUGCUGCUGCUUUGGAUGGUACUUCGGAGCAGCCUUCCUUCGAGAACCUCGAGUCGUCUCUGCGAUCCUUUGUUCUCGUCAAGCGAGCAAAGUCCAAGUUGGCGCCGGUUUCGAACUACUUGUUGAACCUCCUCAAGGAUGUCUCUUUGCUAGUCGGCUCCAACGCUAUCGUCGCCGAGUCAGAGUUGGAGCGUGCCAAGGCUGACCUCGACCGCACCCGCCCUGUGUGGGAGAAGAUGAAGAACAGCCGUGAGGUUUUGGAAGAUACCUUGGAGCACGUUGAAGAAGAAGGCGCCUCCAAGGCGAACACGACGACCAGGCAGAUGCUUUCGACUGCACUGGAUCGUGUCGGAGAGGGUUUGCCGGGGGUUGAGAGGCCUAUGGUCGAAAUGCCCUCGUACCCCGGUCUGCUUGGUAUUUGGGACUACGCCAAGGAUGUAAGAAGGGCGCUCCUCGCUAGCUUGGACCUUGCCGUCAAGUUGGCCGAGGAUGAGGCUCGGGUUAUCACUAGUGCGGGCGUGAAGAAGGUCUCUGACCUUGGCGACGAGCAUUUACCAGAGGGUGUUGAGAGGUCUCGCAGGGUGUUCAUCCCCGAGGCGAUGUUCUCCGCUCGUCGGUCGACGAAGAAGGGUCGGAGGUCCAGCGGUGUUGUCGUUGCUGGCGGCACUCAAGGUCUUGGCCUCGGUCUUGCUCAGCGCCCUGAGCUUCUCGAGACCUCGUUCCUCGACCUCUUCGACGUCUACCACCAGUUCUCGGUGCACUUCGGUGAAGGCAAGGAGGGCAAGGAAGAGGAAGAGAUGAGCCCCACUGCUCUGAGCGUUGUAUCUGUCGGCGUCGGUGCUUUGACCGUCGUCGGCGGCAAGACCCUCGGGGUACGCAGUCUCAUUGAGGGUAUCGCCCGCGUCUCAGACGUGCUAUCGAACGAGACAGCGCGCAAGUGGGCCGCACCCGUCAUUGGUGCCGUUGCCAUUGGUGCUACAGCCUACUUCAUCCUUGAGUUGCCGAGCACCAUCCCGCGCACCGUCGGUCGGCGGAUCCGGUCCUCGCUAGUCAAGCAGGAAGGCUCCCAGGAUGACAUGUUCGUUGAUGCCCACGCCACCAGGAUUAGCCGCGAGACGAGGAAGGUCCUUAGACUGGCCUCGUGGGACCUCAGGGAGAGGUUCAGAACUGCGAUGGAUGAGCGCGGCAAGGAGGUGAAGGGCGCUGAGGAGAUGGAGAAGCAGGCCAGGAAGGCCCUCGAGUAUUUCCUGGAGCUCAACCAGCGAACUGGUGAAGUAAAGGAGAAGGUGCAAUCCACGGUAGUUCUCUAAGCCUUAGCGCUCAUAACGAUCAAUGUACGAUUUCUAAUUGCCUCGUUUCUCGUUUAUUCCCUGUAUGACUUCACUUAAUCUUUCAGGUACAUUCACUGUCGUCUAUCAUUGACGCCAUUAGUUCGAUUUCGAUUCUGCACCAGUACGCGUUCUCUAGACAUACUGCCUGCCUCACGCUCCUUAGUAUCCCUUUGGAAUCAUGUCACGUAUAUAUAUGAACUACACGGAAUGUACUUUUGUGCAGUAAAACUUAUAUCAUCAGUCGCUGGUCCAUGUAGACCG
Gloeophyllum trabeum ATCC 11539 is the source of this 2884-nucleotide messenger RNA. RefSeq lists its product as uncharacterized. Gene Ontology annotation, cellular component: mitochondrial outer membrane. The transcript has 2 exons. The record is from RefSeq and is a predicted model, not a curated record. The coding region runs from base 50 to 2602 and encodes 850 amino acids. Gene Ontology annotation, biological process: mitochondrial fusion. Gene Ontology annotation, molecular function: GTPase activity; GTP binding. NCBI's taxonomy places the organism in Eukaryota, Fungi, Basidiomycota, Agaricomycetes, Gloeophyllales, Gloeophyllaceae.